UUUGUAAAAUAAUUACAACCAUAUUGAGCGAUAAUUGAAAACAAUUUUCGAUCUUUUAGGCUUAAGAAAGGUACUUUCACAUCAGCGAGAGAGAGAAUGCGCAGCAUUUGGUUCUGCUUCAAAUUGAUCGAGGGCUGCUUGGGCUGCCUCUGUAUGGGCAUACAAAUCGAGGGAUUUCUGAAUGUGGCGGUAUCACAGGAUUUAUACCUCUACAUAACUGUAUUCUCGGUAUUCACCUGCACAAGUUUCUUUGGCUGCAUGAAUAUCUGCAUGGAAAACGAGCCAGUCUUGAAGCGAGAAGUCAUUUGGAAUGGUUUUGCUAGUUUUGGCUACUUCAUCACCGCCGUCACGACGAUGUAUCAUGCGGAGAAGGAUUUAUAUUUAAUGUAUUUAUCGGCCAAAGUGGAAAUUAUUGAAGCAGAGAUGGGACAUCAAUUCUUCGGCUACUCCAAGACUCAGGCGAUUGUUGCCAUUGUGACGUGUGUUGUGCAUUUAAUGCAUGCGGUACUUGCGGCCGAUAUUUUAAUCACUGAUUUGGCUGAAGCGAAGGAAGCACCGGAAGAGUUGGGUGAAGAGCGCAAGAAAUUGGUUUUUUAUCUCGGCGGUGCUAAAAUACAUAAUCGCUUGCUGAAAUUAAAAUGGUUUCGGCGAUUUGAUGGCCGCAUGCUGCCGACGGAUGUGCGGUGAGCGGGGUGGGGUGUGGAAAUUCGAAUUUGCUUUUGCAAAUAAAAAAUUAAUUUUAAGACGCUA
Molecule: messenger RNA, 750 nt
Organism: Ceratitis capitata (Mediterranean fruit fly)
Lineage: Eukaryota; Metazoa; Arthropoda; Insecta; Diptera; Tephritidae
Exons: 1
Coding region: 97-687 (196 amino acids)
Source: RefSeq, a predicted model, not a curated record